Messenger RNA from Hansenula ciferrii, 1332 nucleotides. Its product is annotated as S8 family peptidase. Gene Ontology annotation, molecular function: serine-type endopeptidase activity. Gene Ontology annotation, biological process: proteolysis. The record is from RefSeq and is a predicted model, not a curated record. Lineage: Eukaryota; Fungi; Ascomycota; Saccharomycetes; Phaffomycetales; Wickerhamomycetaceae. The coding region runs from base 1 to 1332 and encodes 443 amino acids. The transcript has a single exon.
AUGUGGUUACCAUUAUCUACUCUCGCUUUGAUUGCUCAAACUGCUCUUGCUGCUUCAAGUCAUAUCAUUCAAUUGAACACACAAUCAACAUUUGGUGAAUUUUCAGCCCAAGGUUCUUCUAUAAAUGGACUAAACUUAAACACAAGUGAGGAUGAUACUAUUGAAAUUGGUAAUUUUAAAGCCGUUGUUGCAGAAAUUGAAGAUAACAUCUUGGAUCAUUUAUUAAGUUUACCAAUUGUUAACACAAUUUUCCCAAAUGCUGAAAUCAGUCUCUUUGAUACCCCAACUAAUGCAUUAACUCAUAAGACUCCAAAAAGAUCUAGACAAGUUCUUCAAAAAAGAUCAGAAUCGGUAUUUGAUAAAAGAGAUGAUGGUGUUACUACUCAAAGUAACGCACCAAGACAUUUAGCAAGAUUAUCAUCAAGAAGUGGUAUUUUCAAUGAAUCAUCUUUAGAAUAUAAUUAUAAAGAAACUGGUAAAGGUAUUACAGCUUAUGUUAUUGAUUCGGGUAUUUCAGUUACACACCCAGAUUUUGAAGGUCGUGCUAAAUAUGGUGUCAAUUUAGCUGGUGGUUCAAAUGAACCAGUUAGUAAAGAUGAAACUGGUCAUGGCACAAAUGUUGCAGGUAUUUUGGGUUCCAAAACAUAUGGUGUUGCCAAAGAUGUUGAAAUUAUUGAUGUUAAAGUGUUUGGGUAUGGUGGUACUACUUAUACCAAGACUAUUUUAAAAGGUAUUGAAUGGGCUAAUAAUGAUCGUAAGAAUAAAUCUUCAAGCGCUGUUGCUAAUUUAUCUCUUGGUGGUCAAAAAAGUCAAGCUUUAGAUCAAGCUGUCGAAGCUGCUUUUGAUGAUGGAUUAGCUGUUAUUGUUGCUGCUGGUAAUGCAAAUAAAGAUGCUUCAACUUAUAGUCCAGCAAGUGCUAAAAACGUCAUUACAGUUGGUGCUUUAGAUGAUAGAUCAGAUACUAUUGCAAUCUAUUCAAAUUAUGGUCCAGAUGUUGAUGUUUUCGCUUCAGGUGUUGCUGUUGAAUCAUUGAAUUCACAGAUCACUGGUCCACCAACUGAAUAUUAUGGGACUUCUCAAGCUACUCCUGUUGUUGCAGGUCUUGCUGCUACUUUAUUAGAAAAAGGUAUCUCUAAAGAUCAAUUGAAGGAUGAAAUUAUCAAAUUAUCAACAAAGAAUGCAAUUUCUGAAGAAACUUUUGAAAAUAAUAGUGAUUAUGAUAAUACUGUUAAUAGAGUUGCUAACAAUGGUGUUGAAAGUACUGAUGAUGAAAUUGAUGAUCCAUCAACUCAGGAGCAAGAUGAAGACUUGCGUGAAUUUAUUGGUAAUUGA